GGCGGUGAAUGACGCACCCUCCCUCCGGGGCUGCGACCCGGAGUCCACGGGCUGCAGAUGGGAUCCUGGGACACCGAAGAUGCGGGCAGGCCGGGGCGGGUCGCCCGUGCCGGCGAGGGAGCUCUUCCGGGACACCACCUUCCCCGCCUCGGAUUCCUCGCUUUUCUUCAACUUGUCCACACCGCUGGCCCAGUUCCGGGAGGACAUCACGUGGAGGCGGCCCCAGGAAAUUUGUGCCUCGCCCCGGCUGUUUCCAGAUAACCCAUGGGAAGGACAGGUGAAGCAAGGGCUGCUGGGGGAUUGCUGGUUCUUGUGUGCGUGUGCUGCGCUGCAGAAGAGCAGGAACCUCCUGGACCAGGUCAUUCCUCCGGGACAGCCGAGCUGGUCCGACCAGGAGUACCGGGGCUCCUUCACCUGUCGCAUUUGGCAAUUUGGACACUGGGUGGAGGUGACCACAGAUGACCGCCUGCCAUGCCUUGCAGGGAGACUGUGCUUUUCCCGCUGCCAGAGGGAGGAUGUGUUCUGGCUUCCUUUACUGGAGAAGGUCUACGCCAAGGUCUACGGGUCCUAUGAACACCUGUGGGCAGGUCAGGUGGCAGAUGCCCUGGUGGACCUAACCGGUGGCUUGGCAGAAAGGUGGAAUCUGAAGGACUUGGCAGCAGCCAGUGACCAGCAGAGCCCACCUGGCAGCUUGGAGCGCAGGACUUGUCGGCAGCUACUCCACCUGAAGGACCGGUGUUCGAUCAGCUGCUCGGUGCUCAGCCCCAGAGCAGGUGCCAGGGAGCUGGGGGAGUUUCAUGCCUUCAUUGUCUCGGAUCUCCGGGAGCUCCAGAGUCCUACCGGCCAGGGCAUCCUGCUGCUGCGGAUUCAUAACCCCUGGGGUCGGCGGUGCUGGCAGGGGCUCUGGAGAGAGGGGGGUGAGGGGUGGAGCCAGGUAGAUGCAGCAGAAGCAGCUGAACUCCUGUCCCAGCUCCAGGAAGGGGAGUUCUGGGUGGAGGAGGAAGAGUUCCUCAGGGAGUUUGAUGAGGUCACCAUUGGCUACCCAGUCACAGAGGCCGGCCACCUGCAGAGUCUCUACACAGAAAAGGUGCUCUGCCACACCCGGGCACUGCCUGGGGCGUGGGUCAAGGGGCAAUCGGCAGGAGGCUGCCGGAACAACAGCGGCUUUCCCAGCAACCCCAAAUUCUGGCUGCGGGUCUCAGAACCAAGCGAGGUGUACGUUGCCGUCCUGCAGAGACCCAGGAUGCACAUGGCGGACUGGGCAGGCCGGACCCAGGCACUGGUAGGCGACAACCAGACCUCAUGGAGCCCAGCAAGCUUCCAGGGCAAGGACUACCAGGCUGUGGGCCUGCACAUCUGGAAGGUGGAGAAGCGGCGGGUCAGCCUGCCUAGAGUCCUGUCCACGCCCCCCGUGGCUGGCACCGUGUGCCACGCGUACGACCGAGAGGUCCAUCUACACUGUGAGCUCUCGCCGGGCUACUACCUGGCUGUCCCUAGCACCUUCCUGAAGGACGUGUCUGGGCAGUUCCUGCUCCGAGUCUUCUCUACCGGGAGAGUCUCCCUGAGUGCCGUCAGGGCAGUGGCCAAGAGCGUCGCCCCUGGGGCAGCCGUGCCCACUGGGGAGUGGGGGAUCGUGCAGCUGCGGGGCUCCUGGAGAGCUGGCCAGACCGCUGGGGGCAGCAGGAACUUUGCCUCCUACCCCACCAACCCCUGCCUCCCCUUCUCGGUCCCCGAGGGUCCUGGUCCCCGCUGCGUGCGCCUCACCCUGCAUCAGCACUGCCGGCUCAGCAACAGCGAAUUUCACCCCAUUGGCUUCCACGUCUUCCAGGUCCUGGAGGGUGGUGAGAGCCAGGGUACACCCCCACUGCUGAAGCAGGAACCACUGCUGAGCUGUGUGCCACAUUGCUACGCCCAGGAAGUAAGCCGGCUCUGCCUUCUGCCUGCGGGGACCUACAGGAUUGUGCCCUCCACCUACCUGCCAGACACAGAGGGGGCCUUCACAGUGACCAUAGCAACCAGAAUAGACAGGCCAUCCAUUCACAGCCAAGAGAUGCUGGGUCAGUCCCUCCAGGAGGUCUCCAUCAUGGCAGUGAUGAAAUCCUAACCAGUGGCCCCCUGUGCCAGCUCAGGUGAUGGGGCCUGAGGGCCCGAGGAGCUGCCAGGGUCCCAGCCGCUGGCCCGUUCACACUGGUGCCACCAGCCUCAACAUUGUAAUGGCUGGUUCUGAACUUCGGCCGCCUCCCCACUCUGCAAGUUGGCUGCUGCCUGACUGUCCAUUUGAAGUCUCCAUCCUAGGGAGACAGCUCUGGGAGUGAGCAGGUGCUGCAGGAAGACAGGAAAUUCAGUGGCAUCUGUUACACCUCUGAGACAGAAGAGGAUCCCAGAGCAUCCCAGAAUUCCUCCCAAAUCCUCUUUUUUUUUUUGACUCGGAGU
Messenger RNA from Carlito syrichta (Philippine tarsier), 2433 nucleotides. It is a transcript of the gene CAPN10, whose product is annotated as calpain 10. NCBI's taxonomy places the organism in Eukaryota, Metazoa, Chordata, Mammalia, Primates, Tarsiidae. The record is from RefSeq and is a predicted model, not a curated record. Bases 80 to 2104 code for a protein of 674 amino acids. The transcript is spliced from 12 exons. Gene Ontology annotation, cellular component: cytoplasm. Gene Ontology annotation, biological process: proteolysis. Gene Ontology annotation, molecular function: calcium-dependent cysteine-type endopeptidase activity.